Messenger RNA from Hansenula anomala, 2892 nucleotides. RefSeq names its product Bst1p (gene BST1). NCBI's taxonomy places the organism in Eukaryota, Fungi, Ascomycota, Saccharomycetes, Phaffomycetales, Wickerhamomycetaceae. Gene Ontology annotation, biological process: GPI anchor metabolic process; endoplasmic reticulum to Golgi vesicle-mediated transport. The transcript is spliced from 2 exons. Gene Ontology annotation, molecular function: phosphatidylinositol deacylase activity. Gene Ontology annotation, cellular component: endoplasmic reticulum. The annotation marks the transcript as partial. The record is from RefSeq and is a predicted model, not a curated record.
GUGUCGUCAUUUGGCCUUUUGGUAUUUGUUGCAAUAGGUAUACUGUCAACUCAAGAUCACAUAGGAGCUGACUCACCACAAUGCCGGCCAAUAUAUAUGUAUCCGUCUUAUGCUAGGGUGACAGGGUUUGAUUCUUCACAUACAAAAUUUGCUUCUAAAUACAAUUUGUUUCUUUACCGAGAACAAGGAAAAGACAAAGUUCCUACAGAGAAUGAAGAGAAUAUACUGGAUGGUAUACCUGUUUUAUUCAUACCAGGAAAUGCAGGAAGUUACAAACAAGUUAGAUCAAUAGCUGCUGAGGCAUCUAAUAUUUUUCAUGAUCAUAAACAUGAAGAACAGUUUAAAGGUCGUAAUUUGGAUUUUUUCUCUGCUCACUUCAAUGAAGAUUUUACAGCUUUCCAUGGAAGAACAAUGCUUGAUCAAGCAGAAUAUUUGAAUGAUGCUAUCCGUUUUAUCUUGUCCCUUUAUUCAAAUUCUUCAAAUCCUCCAGAGUCGGUGUUGCUACUUGGGCAUUCAAUGGGAGGUGUUGUUAGUAGAGUGAUGUUAACUCUUCCAAAUUACGUUGAGAAUUCAGUGAAUACAAUUAUAUCACUUGCAUCUCCACAUGCUGCUGCUCCUGCUACAUUUGAUGGUGACAUUAUGAGGGUAUAUGGUGCUACCGAUAAAUUUUGGAGAGCUGGAUUCUAUGGUGAUGAAUCUAGUAUUUCAUCCAGAAGAUUGAAAAAUGUUACAUUGAUCUCCAUAACAGGUGGUCUUUUAGAUACUACGUUGCCAGCUGAUUACACGAUAAUGAAUGGGUUAGUUCCUGAUACUAAUGGGUUUACAAUGUAUACCACAGGGAUUCCUGGUGUAUGGACACCUAUAGACCACCUUGCAAUUGUUUGGUGUGAUCAAUUAAGAAAAGCAGUGGCAUCCACAAUGUUGAGUAUUGUUGAUCCCUCUUCCUCCUCAAGAACUUAUCCUUUGGCCAAAAGAAUGGAGUUGUUUCGUCGUGGUUUACUAUCGGGCUUUGAGGAUUAUGCUGCUCAAGAUUUUGCAAUAGCAUCAAACUCAACAGAAGUAAUUGUCAAAUUGGAUAAGAAAGAUGUUGUCACCUCUACUGGCUAUAGAACAAUGCUAUCAUCGCAAAAAACAUCUAUCAUUGACCUCACCAACAUCGAUCCCAAUUCUGUAUUUUAUUUUUUGAGUUCCUUAAAACCAUCUCAAACAAUAAAAGACAACUCCAAACCUUAUUUGAUGUUUUGUGAAGAUAAUCUUGGAUUACCUAGCAGGAAACAGACUAUUGAUCUCUCAUUAGGUGCUUCAAAAGAUGAUACUUUGGAAUAUGAAUGUGUAAAUAUUGGAAGUGAUGUAUAUCCAGUCCCAAAAUCAACCAAGGAUAUAAGUGAGGCUAGCCGUUCAUCAUUCGGGGGUGAUCAAUCACCAUUUUAUGCUGCACAGAUAAAGUCUGACUUGUUCAAGAAAUAUAAAUACAUAUUAUAUGCUGGACCAUCAGAUGCUGACUCCUCCUUCUUUGCUACUUGGUCUAUUGACAGAUUUGAGAGACAAUCAACACAAGUUAACAAUAGCAUAUUGUCAUUGUUGCUUGGAGCCACGGUUGAGCUUCCAGAGUCCUACUCUCUUGUUCAAAACAUUCAGUUCAAUUCCAUCAUUAGCAGUUUGUUGAGUUAUAAAGUUAAGUUUGAUUUUGAAAAGAUAGAGGAUAUGCCGUUUGAACCUUUUGCAAGGCAAUGGGUUGAAGAUCCAUUUGAAACAAAAUGGCAGUUGGGCUUACAAGAGAAUAAAAAGAUCUCAUUCCAUGGUAUUGCCCCUUAUACACCAUUCAAGUCAGCUUCCAAUCCCCUUCAUUUUCAAAUUUGGGCACCAUUCUCUGAGUGCCCUCCAAUGGUAUUCAUUAAAAUUGAUAUAAUUGAAAGUUUGAAGCUAUGGGUUCUAAGAUAUAGACUAGCAGUUGUCUCUUUACCUGUCUCCAUCAUUGUUGUUACCUUGAUUCUUCAAUUUUUAAGCUUUUCCAAAACUGGCUACUUCCCUAGCUUUCAAGAAGGCUUGAUUAGCUUUUCCAGGUUGAUGGUACCGAUCUGUUUGUUUGUUUCAGUUUUAUCUCCUCUGGCAUGCAACCCAGGAAUUCAGAAGUUGCUGUACUAUGUUGAUCUAAUUGCUGUUACAAGACCUGGUGAAUUGAAAGAUGUACAUGUCAAUCCCUAUUUUUUGGGUAUACAAGAGAAGCAGCUCUGGAUUCUUGGUCCAAUCUUCAUGUCAGUUGCCUUGUCCCUUGUUUUCACGAUUAACUUCAUUCUUCAGCUCAUUUCUAUUGUGAUUUUACAAUUUUACACUGUUUUAAAGUCAACUUUCAACUUAUUCGCUGGUUUAAAAUCAAAAGAGACUAAAGUGGCUCUUGGGAAGACAACCAAUGGUGAAAUCACUGAAAAACGCCGUCUUGCUGGUACCAUUUUGCUACUAGGGUUUGUAAUGUUUUAUAUCCCUUUCCAGUUUGCUUAUGUUGUUUGUUGCAUUGUUCAAGGUAUCGUGUGUUUGAAAGCAGUUUCUACUAGAGAUUUAAAUUUCCUAAAUUUCAACAAGUCCUUAUUUGUUUUAAUGUUGUGGAUCGUUCCAGUUAAUGUUCCAGUUCUAGUUGUGUUUUUCCAUAAUAUGGCUGUCAGAUGGGAAACACCGUUCUCAUCACAUCAUAAUAUUUUGGCUAUUUUGCCCAUCAUUUUAACUGUCGGUAAAAAUGUACAGGGUUUUAUGCUUCCACAACCUCAAUUUCCAUUACAAAAGAAAGUCACUGUUUUUUUACUAUCCUAUUUUGCAUUUUUUUCGUUGGUUUACGGUGUUAGACAUUUGUAUUGGUUGCAUUAUUUAUUCAAUUUCUUUUGUGCUUGGAUUUUUAUC